CUUGUUUUUCCUGCAGGAGAUGCAACCUGGGGGAUGAGGAGGGUGGGUGACCUUGGGCGAGGCCUUCCACCGCUCACAGUCCCGUAUAUAUAGCCAGUGUCCCGUCACCCAGGCAGUGUAGCUCCUCUUCUCCUCACAUCAUGAAGACUCUGAUUUUGUUUGGCGUGAUUGCUGCGGUCCUGGCCGUUCCAGUGCCCGAAGCUGAUCCUGCAGCUGAUCCUGAUUGCGAUAAGCUGCCUGUAGUUCCAGCUCUACCAUAUACUGGCUUUGGAUUUGGCCCCAUAGCAUACGGUGCCCCUGCAGCUGUUGCCCCGGUAGCUGUUGCACCCCCAGCUGUUGCCCCGGUAGCUGUUGCACCCCCAGCUGUUGCUCCCGUAGCUGUUGCUCCCGUAGCUGUUGCUCCCGUAGCAUACGCCGCUCACGUAGCUUACUCCGCCCCAACAGAAGUCAAGAUCCCCAUCACAUCUACACAUGUGGAGGUGCCCAUUGAGCAGAAGAUUCUUUACGGAGCUCAGAACUACGUAGCCGGGCACAACACUGCCAUCUACAAGCCAUCCCUGGCCGCCCCCGCCAUCGCACCGCCCAGUGUCCUCCUCUCAAAGAUAACUCAAAAUGCCCCCGAGGUCACCAUCGAGAAGCAGGAGAUCCCCGUCGAGCAACACGUCCCGAAUUUCGUCGACACUCCCUACCACGCUGGCACCAUCAUCAAGUACACCGCACCUGAUGUCAAGGAGGUCAAGGUGGCCACACCAUAUGCCCAGCCUGUACCCGUGUCAGUGCCCGUGCCCGUGGCCCAGCCCGUGCCCGUGGCUCAGCCCGUGCCAGUGGCCCAGCCUUUGGCCGUGGCUUAUCACCAAGCUCCUAUUACAUACACGGCCGCUGUGGUCGCCAAAGACUGCUAAUGACGAACGCCAGGAACCUCUGCAGAUAUUCACGCCAAACAUUAACUUUUCUGAUGUAGAUUUUCUGUAAAAUAAUUGGAAGUAAACUCAUAAAAUACAA
This is a messenger RNA of Procambarus clarkii (red swamp crayfish), 1002 nucleotides long. Its product is annotated as cuticle protein 16.5. Lineage: Eukaryota; Metazoa; Arthropoda; Malacostraca; Decapoda; Cambaridae. The record is from RefSeq and is a predicted model, not a curated record.